Molecule: messenger RNA, 839 nt
Organism: Eutrema salsugineum
Lineage: Eukaryota; Viridiplantae; Streptophyta; Magnoliopsida; Brassicales; Brassicaceae
Product: outer envelope pore protein 16-3, chloroplastic/mitochondrial
Exons: 3
Coding region: 188-667 (159 amino acids)
Biological process (GO): protein insertion into mitochondrial inner membrane
Cellular component (GO): TIM22 mitochondrial import inner membrane insertion complex
Molecular function (GO): transmembrane protein transporter activity
Source: RefSeq, a predicted model, not a curated record
AUUAAUGGGCUUUAUAAUGAGGCCCAAAAAGAUUAUCUAGAUCGAACUUGGGCUUUCUCUCGCGCAGGCGUCUCGUCGCUGAAGAACAUCGGAGAUAUACAUUUUUGCUUCUCUGCUGCAUCUGUCUUCUUUUCCAUCUCUCAGUUCUUCGAGUUCCCAAGAUUAAGCUUUAUCCGUAGAAGAAAUCAUGGAUCCUUCUGAAAUGAGAUACCUGGAAGAGGAAGAUGGAGCGAUGAUGAAGACGAUCAAAGGUGCUGUGACUGGUUUUGCAGCUGGGACUAUUUACGGGACUGUCGUGGCAACAUGGAAAGACGUCCCUCGUGUCGAAAGAAAUGUUGCUCUUCCAGGACUCAUCAGAACACUGAAGAUGAUGGGAAGCCAUGGGCUGACAUUUGCUGCCAUCGGAGGUGUUUUCAUCGGUGUUGAACAGUUGGUGCAGAACUAUAGAGCUAAGAGGGAUUUUUUCAACGGUUCUAUUGGGGGUUUCGUUGCUGGAGCCUCUGUUCUUGGCUAUAAAGCAAGGAGCAUCCCAACCGCAAUAUCUGCAGGUGCUGCUCUUGCAAUCACCUCGGCUUUGAUCGAUUCUGGUGGCCAGACCACGAGAGUAGACACGGGUAGAGAAUACUAUCCAUACACCGUCGAGAAGAGAGCCGAAGCUGAUUCUUGAUUACCCUGAUGGUGACGAAAAGCUAUUGUGGAGAAAGUAGCAACAAAACAUUAUUAGCUGAUCCUGAAUUCUUAAGAUCUUCCAUGUCUUUUUGUUUUGUAUCUGGAGAUUACUCUGCAAUUUCCCAUAUCUAUGUCGGAAUGUUUCUACAAUAAAAAAAUUAUUGCGUCUA